Molecule: messenger RNA, 2859 nt
Organism: Chlorella variabilis
Lineage: Eukaryota; Viridiplantae; Chlorophyta; Trebouxiophyceae; Chlorellales; Chlorellaceae
Exons: 9
Coding region: 1-2859 (952 amino acids)
Molecular function (GO): protein binding
Source: RefSeq, a predicted model, not a curated record
AUGGCAGCCACAUACCGGCUGGUAGCCAGCAGCGCACGGUCGCAGGGGUUCACCGGCGGGUUGGGCGGCGGUGGCGACCUGCAGCUCAGCACGUCUGCCCCCUUGAGGAUUGGCCGCGCGCUGGACAACGACGUGCGGCUGCCGCCAGACUGGAUCCAGAUCUCCUCCAAGCACUGCACCAUCUCGUAUGUGCCAGACCAGGAUGCGUGGAAGGUCCUGGAUUCUUCCACCAACGGCACCUUCCUGAACGGCCAGAGGAUCGGCAAGGGCAACGAGGCGGUGGCGCGGGCGGGCGACCGCAUCCAGCUGUCGGUGGUGGACCCCAAGGCGCCUGAGAACCACAUGGAGUAUGUGCUGCGCCGGUUUGACAGCUCCCCCGAGGCCGCCACCAGCGCGGUGCAGCCCAGCCCCGCGGCUGUCGCCGCCGCCGCGGCGCUCACCCCAAAGCGCAAGCCCGGCGAGCUCAGCGCCAACGGCGGCGCGGGGCUCACCACCAAGCGCAGCAAGACCACCCCCAGCAACACAGCUGGUGCUCCCGGUGGCACCACCCCCGCCACGCGCGCCCCGCCCGCCUCACCCGCUGUUGUGGCUGGCAACGGGGCUGGCGCCAAGCAGGCAACCGCCAGCGGUGGCGGCGGCGCUGGCGACAUCCAGGCUCUCUUCCAUAUGAAGGAGUACAACCAGCCCCGGCGCACUCGCCUCCUGUCCUCCCUCUUCUGCUCACACCACUCGUAUCCCGAGCGGCUGCCGCAGAAGCUUCUGCGGCAGGUGGAUGAGCUGAAGCAGAAGAACGAAGAGGUGGCCAAGCAGCUGAAGCACGCGGAGGCUGCCAGGCGCGAGCAGGCGGCGGCGGCGGCCAAGGCGCAUGACCAGGCGACCCAGGCUCACGGCGAUGUGCGGCGCAUGGAGGCGGAGCUGGUGUCUCUGCGCCAGAGCGAGAUGCGGCUGAAGCUGGAUGUGGAGGCGGCCAACAGGAGCGCCGGGGUGGCGGCCGAGGAGGCCAACCGCGCCGCAGAGGAGGCCCAGGCGGAGCGUGCGGGGCGUGAGGAGGCCGCGGCGCGCGCCGCGGCGCUGGAGGAGGAGCUCGCGGCGGCGCAGGAGGCGCAGGAGGCGGCGGCGGGGGAGGCGGCGGCGGCCAGGGCGGAGGUGGAGGGGCUGCAGAGCGGGGUGCAGGCUGCAGAGCAGCGCGGCGUCGCGCUGGCGGCCCAGCUGGAGGCGGCACAGGCCACGCUGCAGGAGAAGCAGGAGCAGCUGGAUGGAUGGGUGGAGCACCUGCAGCUUGAGCUGGGUACAGAGCGGGAUGCCAGGCUGGCAGUGGAGGGCCAGCUGGCAGAGGCGCAGGCGGCGGAGGAGGAGGCGCGGCGCUACAUCAAUUCGCUCGAGUCGCGCGAGCGCCUGCUGCAGGCAAGCCCCGGCUCGCCCUGCUGCCUUGGAGGCCAAAGUAACGACCGGCUCCUGGUGGAUGGCUGCCUGGUGGAGCUGCAGCGCGGCAACCAGCGCAGUCAGGCCGCCAACAAGCGCAUCACCCAAGCCUUUGCCGAACUGCAGCAGGCCAAGGCGGAGGCCGACGCCAUCAUGGAGCAGCAGUGCCAGCAGUGCAGCGACAUCUGCGCCCAGCUGGCCGCCUCCAACGGCAGCCGCCUGCCGGGGCCGUCGCCGGGCUCCGCCCAGCUGGGGCUGCUGGCGGGCACGCAGGAGGUGGUACCGCACGGCAUGCUGAGCCCCGCCUGGGCGGCGCCCCAUACCGUGCCCGCGGCGGCGCAGCAGGCCACGCCGCUGGUUGCGGUGGCGGAGCAGGAGGAGGAGGCGGUGGCGUCGCCGCCGCUGCAGCAGGAGGAGCGGCAGACUGCUGCUGGCGAGGAGGAGGGGGCAGCGGCUGCUGGCGAGGCGGGGCCGGAUGCUGCUGGCGAUGAGCAGAUGGCUGAUGAGUUUGAGGCGGCAGAGGGGGAGCCGGUUGAUGGUGCAGCGGUGGAGGAGGCUGAGGCGGCAGAGGCGGCGCAGCAGGAGGAGCUGGAGCUGGAGCAACUGGAUGAUGAGAUGGAGGAUGUGGAGGAUGAGGGGGACGCCCUGCAGGCAGCGGCACAGGCAGGCGGCACCGCACCCGCUGCCGAGGGGCAGCCGGAUGCGGCGGCGGCGCAGCAGGCGCCUGGCAGCGGGGCUGCGUCCACGCCUGCUCCUGGGGUGCCAGCCCCCUGGGCGGGUGGGCCGGAGGAGCUGGUGGUUGAGGAUUCGGAAGACCAAGGGCAGGCGGCGCGCAAGGCGGCGGCGGGCACCGAGACGAUGUCAGAGGCAGAGGAGGAGGUGGUGGAGGAGGAGGGAGAUGCUGCCUACGGCGGAGCCACGGAUGCGGAGGAUGAGGGGCCGGCAGCGGCAGCGGCGGCGGCGGCGGGCCCAGCUGUGGAGGGGGCCGGGCUGUACAGCGGCAGCACCCUGCCGGCGCCAGGCAGCGGUGCGCUGGCGGCGCAGGAGGCGGGCGGUGGCGGCAGCGAUGGGGAGACCCAGCCGCAGGACCCCGGCAGGGAGGACUUCAUUGACCUGCUGGCUGAUGAGGAGGGCGGGGAGGAGGGCGAGCCGCAGCAGGAGCAGGCGGCGGAGGAGGAGGUAGAGGAGGCCGCAGAAGCUGCCGGCGAGGAGCAGGGCGAGGGCGAGGGCGGGACUGAGGAGGAGAGUGAAGAGGAGGCGGAGGAGGUGGUGGAGGCUGCUGCCAGGGACCAGGAGAACGAGGCCAGCCAAGGCAACGUGGCAGGCACCCAGGACGACAGCGCGGCGCGGUCGCUGCCCAGCAAGGUGCCAGAGAGCGAGCCGCAGAAGCAGGAUGGCGGCGCUGAAGCGCCGCCCGGCACUGGCGGCUGGUUCUGA